Pyricularia oryzae 70-15 is the source of this 663-nucleotide messenger RNA. RefSeq lists its product as uncharacterized. The record is from RefSeq and is a predicted model, not a curated record. The transcript has a single exon. Bases 1 to 663 code for a protein of 220 amino acids. NCBI's taxonomy places the organism in Eukaryota, Fungi, Ascomycota, Sordariomycetes, Magnaporthales, Pyriculariaceae.
AUGGCAUCGGCAGCAAGAUCCCGCCUCCCCCUCGCCCUGGGCGUCUUUUCCGUCGUCGGAGGCGGCCUCUACUGGCAGACAGCCGGCGGACGACAGCAGCCCAAGAGCCGCGACGACGGCGACUCCAAAGUCUCGAGCACAAUGCAGCAGAUAGCCGGCACCGGCGGCUCACGCGCCCGCAGCCAAGGUGACAUGCAGCACGACACAAAAGACACGCGCAUCUUCUCGUCCGCCUCGGACGUUCGCAGCAAGCGCAACCCCGACAAGGAGCGCACGGGCGAGAAGUCGCAGGCGGCGGUGCUCGAGGACGCGGCAGGCAAUUCCAAGACGGCGGGCCUCGGUGGGGGCGGAUCUGGCAAGGGUUCCUCGUCAUCUUCUUCGUCAUCCGACAAGAGUGGAGAGGACGGCAGCAGCAGCAGCAACAAGAUGGAGGGCAGGCCCAAGAGGGACAGUGAAGGAACGGCGUGGGCCACGACGGCUCAGUCGGCCAAGGACGGCGGUUCACAGUCGCUCAAGGAGGACAAGCCCAUCUCGCAAAAGGAGCGGGAGCAGCGCGCGUCGUUUUCGCCCGCUGGCGGCGGUGCCAAGACCGAGACGCCCAAGGAGAAGGACUCGUCGUCCAUCCCUCAGGGAAAGAACUUUGCAGAGCCUAACAGGGCCUAA